Metarhizium acridum CQMa 102 is the source of this 1731-nucleotide messenger RNA. The record is from RefSeq and is a predicted model, not a curated record. NCBI's taxonomy places the organism in Eukaryota, Fungi, Ascomycota, Sordariomycetes, Hypocreales, Clavicipitaceae.
AUGGCCAGCAUUGAUGAUAUUUUCAAGCUAACCAGUGGCGCCCGCACAGAUGAAAUCUACAAAUCCAGCAAACUCAGCGCCAAUAGUUCAAACCGCCGCGCCCAUGUCCAAGACCAACCCAACGACGAUGACGAAGCCGGCCCACAGCCUGGCGACGACCAUGAUUUCGGGCCCUCCAUGCCGCCAGACGAUGAAGACGAAGAUGGAGAUGAUGAGGAAGGUCGCUUCUUCGGCGGUGGUAUAAGCAAACAAGAAUCACAAAUUCUCGAUUUUGUCGACGAGGCAGGCGAGGCGGACCAGGCCCCAGACAAGAUUGACGCGACAUGGUUGCGCAAGACGGUCCUAAACUUUGAAAAGCACAUUACCAAGAACGCCGAGCUGCGAGCGAAAUACGAGAGCGAUCCCCAAAAGUUCAUAAGCAGCGAAGCCGAUCUAGACGCCGCUAUCAAGGGUCUUUCCAUCCUAUCGGAGCAUCCAGAGCUGUACCCAGACUUUGUAAAGUUGGGCUCCGUCAACAGUUUAGUAGGCCUGCUAGCCCAUGAAAACACAGACAUUGCCAUUGAUUCCAUAGAAAUUAUCGGCGAAUUAACCGACGAGGAUGUGUCAGCCGAAGAUGAGCAAUGGAAUGCCCUAGUGGACGCAUUAAUCGAGGCAGACCUCGUGGGACUCCUCGUCUCCAACUUUUCACGACUCAACGAAGACGAUGAAGCGGACCGCAACGGCGUUUACUACGCUCUCGGAAUAAUCGAAAACCUCUGCUCCCGAGCCGCUACAGCCACUCGAGUAUGUCAAGACGACAGUCUACUAAAGUGGCUACUGCAACGAGUCCAGCGCAAAGAAUCUCUCGUGACCCAAAACAAGCAAUAUGCAGCUGAAAUCCUCGCCAUUCUAGCUCAAGCAUCCCCGGAAAACUGCCUACAACUCUCUAACCUUGACACAAUCGACAAGCUCCUGCAGCUAGUCGCUACUUACCGAAGGCGAGACCCGGACAAGGGUGGCGAGGAGGAGGAAUUCAUGGAGAACCUCUUUGAAGCAUUAACGUGUCUCGUCGACCAGCCCUCCGGCAAAACCAAAUUCCUGGAUGCAGAAGGCGUAGAACUAUGUUUAAUCAUGCUGAAAGAUGGGAAAAUGAGCAAGGCACCGGCACUACGGCUACUGGACCACGCGGCGGGGGGUGCAACCGGUGCCGAAGUGUGUCUGAAGAUUGUAGAAGCGGGUGGUCUCAAGGGCAUAUUCACAUUAUUCAACAAAACUCAGGAUCAUCGGCUGUUGGGUCAUCUGAUAAGUCUAUUUGCAUCCAUGUUGCGCUUAUUACCCGCUUCCUCGGCCGAGAGGAUACGCACAUUGGCCAAGUUUGUGGAGAAGGACUAUGAAAAGACGAGCAAAAUGGUCAGAUUACACAGAGAGUAUUUCUCACGAGUGAAGAGGGCAGAGGAAGAGUUCGCGCGGCAAGACGCACCAAGUGAGGAAGAGGCCGAGAUUGGGCUGCUCUCGCAGAGACUAGACGCCGGCCUGCACACCCUGCAGCAGAUUGACGUCGCGCUCGCAUGGCUAGUGGCAGAAGACACGGGCGCAUCCAAAAAAAUCAAGCAGCUCCUAGCCGAGCGAGACGAAGACCUCUCCGCCCUCGCGAGCGUCCUAUCCGAACAGCAGCGCGGGCUCGACACCUCGGAAGAUGAUAGCAAGGAUCUCAGCGAGAUGCUGGGCACGCUCAUACAAUUCCUGCAGUAG